AUGAAGGCGAAGGAAGGGACAGCUGCUCCGUCGAAAGAUGGUGUGAUUGAGAUAGCUGUUACGUUCCUGGAUGAUAGCGUCGAGGUUUUCAAAUUACAGUGCUGGCUAGAUCAUGGGAAAGGACUGGCAAAGCUAGCUCGAAAUUUGAACACCACUUCCCUGGAGUUCGUGUUCUCGGUCAAAUACUACGUUCCUCAUCCCCAUCUCCUUGCUGAUGACUAUGCCAGUGGACUGACAAAAUCGGAGGCUGACUAUCGCCUUCUGGAUGCCGCACGUAAAGUGGAACUGUACGGAGUUCUUCUGCAUCCCGUAAAGGAUGCCACGGAUGAGGACUUCAAUUUGGGAGUCACUUAUGUCGGAAUCGUUGUGUUUCGAAAUUUCUCACGUGUCAAUGGAUUCGGAUGGGUGAAGAUACGCAAACUUUGUUUCAAACGACGAAAAUUUCUUAUCAAACUCCAUACGUACGACAAUGUCGACAGGGCGCUCAGUACUCCGUCCAUUGGCCAAACCGAACACGGAAAACGCAAACGACUUCCGCACUGUCUAGUCCCAAGACACAUUGAUCGAUUUGUCCCCUUAACUCUGCCAAGAUCAGAAACUCCAAGUUUGAACGGUGGACGUGAGAGGUCAUCCUGGGAUGAACCUUAUCCAGAAAGGCCUCCUCUUUCUAAGUUAGGAGCGUCGCCAAUUAACAUAGGUUACACGAAUCAACAAGCACCUUCAGACAAGAAUCAGCCAUCUAUUCAGGAGAAUCUUGCAACAAAACCGACCGGAUCAUCAUCGUGCUCACUGUGUUCCUCGGAGUGUCCAACUCCAAUCUCCCUCCGGAGUAACACCGUUUUAAACCUAUCAAGUCCAUGGGACGUUGUCACUGGAGCCAUGAGCUCCACCAAUCACAGCGCAGAUGAGGAUCAGUCUUCUUCGUGCCCUUCACUUUCAAGUGCAUGGAAGCCGACUCCACUGCAUAUGUGUGCAAGUAUAUCGUCUCCACAUCUGACAGUGAGGUUGGAUUCUACUGAGCAAUCCGACUUUGGUUCUUCACGGCGAAUUUCUUUCCAAAGCGACCUCGUGAAUGCACCCGAUUCCACUGACGCACGGGUUUCAGGAUUUCAGGAUGUGUCCUCCAGAUCUGCUUCAUUGGAUAAUCUAUCUGACAGGUUGGGAGCUUUUGCCGCUGAAACUAAUGGUUUCUACGAUGGUAUUAAAUCAGAAGACAAGUUGGUGUACCCAGUUGGAAAGGAAACUUAUGCGGAAGGAAGAGAUUCACCUGAAAUUCAUGCAGAAUUCCUGCCAGCAUCACCGUUUAAUGUAUCGGUCGAGUUUCAGUCCGCGACGGGUGUUGCUGAAGUCGAAUGUGCUUCAAUAUUGGUGUCGAGCGUGAUAAGCGAUGGAUUACGGCAAAUCGGCCGUACUUUCUCCACACAGCACGAGAACGAUGCUGGUCAAACUCCUCUGGUCCAAACAAAUUCACAGUUUCAUAGUAUCGGGGACGACCAAAAGUUGGAAAGUGAUAUAUCUUCGAGUGUGUUCCAGUUGUCAUCGACGGCUACGGGGGUAGACGCUGAAGUACCGGAAAGUCUUGCAGAUGCCCUUUCUCUUGGGGCAAUUUCAAUGCUAACCGGAAUCUUCAGCGGCGACUCGGACGUGGAUGACGACUCCAUAGCCAAAUCUGCGGUGGUCAGCGAGCAGUAUGCAGCUGCGUCAGUUAAAAGUUGUGUUAGUCUAAAACAACUCGGGCGUGGAUACUGGGGCCCCUCAGAAAAUUCUUCAGAGGAAGAUGGCAGUUCACCUUUUGGUCCGAGUUCGCUGUCUAAAAUGCAGCUGUCCCGAGCAAGGUCUGCUUCUGAUGUCAUUCGUACGCGACGAGGACAGGCGUACGUCAACUCAGAUGCACAACAAGUCAAAAGGUCCAGACCAACCAAAAAGCGGCCUCGACGAACACGCGGUCAGCCGACAACUACUCAACCAAAGGACGGUGAUUCUUUUGCACGUACAUCGCAGCGAGUCAGUGAGCAUACUGAUCAUGUAUGUGGUCUCAAUUUUGCAGUGCACGGGAUCUCCGUGGUGCCAGACGAAAACCCUGUCGGAGCUACGAUUAGUUCGGGUUCAACUUCCAGCUCCCGGAUAUCCAGACAAGGAUCUCUAGGAAGUACCGAUGACACCAAGCUUAAAUCCGCCAAAGGUAUUCCGGUUGCCACAAGAACCAGCGAUUUGCAUCAAUCCCCUCCCAUGUAUAUCGGAUCUAUUCUCGCACAGUAUUCGGAUAUGAUUGAGCUAUACAACAUAUGGCUCAACAACUGUUCGGAGCUGCUAGCAGAGCUUUGGUUGCUGGGCUAUGCGGACUUUCUACACACCUCCCUCGGCUCAUCCUUGAGUUACACGGACACACAGCAACUGAAGGGAACAGAACAACACAUCACAGGUUCCGUCACUUCUGUAGUAGAACCUACUGAUCAAGCAUUCAUUGAAACCUGCUCUUCUCCUUCCUCCGAUGGUCACCAAAACCAGUCUUCUGUUCGUGAACUAUGGCAUGGUAUCGAGUCUCAUCGGGCAUGCACUUUGCCACUGCUUACCUACUUUCUCCGACCGGGUCGUCAUUUGCGUAAAUACUGCGUGCAGCUUGGUGGACUUUUGGGCCAAUAUUCCCCACAGCAUCCAGAUUCAGUUGCCUGCAGAGCUGCAUUCACUCAGUUUGUACAGGCAGCACGUACAACUUAUCCAGUCUACCAACAGACAGAACAACUCGCAAUGAUGUUGCAAAUGUCACGUUGGAUUCUUCCGAUGAACCGCUUUCUUGGGAUUUACAAGACUCCAAACGAGCCUGAAACCUGUAUGAAACCAAAUAUACUGAAAUCUUGCGAGAGUCUCUUAGGUUUCGAUGAACUUUCCCAUGUAUUGACGCAACUGCCACAGCUGCAUCAAUUCGGAUGGCUGAGAAAGUAUUCUAGACGUGGAUUUCAACCUCGCAUGGUGUUCCUCAUUGGAGAUUGUUUGUUGUACGCAAGUCGCAUACAUGGUCUUCCACAAAUUUGUCUUAAGAUUCACGCUAUCAUUCCCCUUCACAACGUGAUAAUUGAAAAAGAAUCCGAAACACAACUUCAAUCACUAGUACCCAACAAAGUAAAUGGAUCUCCAGUUGUAAUUUCGGAAAACUGUGACCACGUAGUUCCAUCGAAUUGCGCAGAUACUCUGUUCUCAGUCACUGUUGUUUACAAAAGUCGACUCGACUCCGCCAAAGCUCAACACGAACGUGUUCCCCCAGAACAGCUUGAUGACAUACCAUCAGUACAUUCCAAACCACCAAUUCACAAGCACCGUCGAAAAAUUAUUUUUUCUGCGCCAACCGAGUUAAUUCGGGACUCUUGGGUAGAUGCGAUCCAAUCAGUGACUGAUAACUUCACUCAUGUUUCCCCGCAACUUGUUUUUAUUCCGACCAGUGCUGAUCUCUUCCAAGGUGUCAUUCGUCUCCCUGACCCUUCGAGUUCUGAUAUCUUGCGGCUGCAGCUCACGCUCCAGUGUGGUGAAAGCAAUCGUACAGGCAGUUCAUGGUCGAUUGAUUGGAAAAACACACGAAUUGCGGCCCAAGGCGUCCUCUGGAAUAACCUACUAAAUGUGUGUUGGAGACGGCACUUGACGAUGUCACAAAUGCAACUUCUAAAUGGCAAUGAUUGCGAAAUGCAUGGAAGUUUGUUCCGGAAGUUUCAACGCGGCUCCGGUUUCCAAAGGUUAUGGACUGUACUCAGCGACUUUCGGCUGACGUUUUACAAGGAUCCCGGCGAUUCACAACCACAAACUACGCUGACUUUGCCCGGUUAUUCAAUCAGUCUCGUGAGCUGCGACACAGAGAAUCGUUCAAAAGACGCAAAACCAGGAAAGGCAAUGUCGGAUAGCGACCUUGUUCUUGUGCGUAAUUCGAAAGAACAUGUGUUUCGCGCAGAAUCCAACCAAGCACUAAUGAGCUGGUUUCAAGCGCUCCAGACCAUCCUUAAUUGUGUCCAACCCUCGGUCCCAUGUGCUUCAGACGAAGCAGUCCCCAAUCUGGAUGAUUUGCCGAGUGGCUUAGUGAUUCCGAGAAGGGAGAGCGCUGAGUUGGUGUUUUCCUGCAGUCCACCCUGUCGCGCCAAAUAAGCUGGAGGCUCGGUUCAGAACUUAGACACUUUUAACCUGUCCAGAUUAGCUUGCGUGUGAACCGUAUCAUCGUUGUAUCAAUGAUUCAGUAUUUUCACUCAGCAUUCUGGUUUUCUCGCACAUGUUCACAACGUUCAUUACUUGAAAUCAGCUGUACAGUUUUCAUCCGUUCUAUUUCGUUGUCCUCCAUUCUUCUGUUGAUUUUCUAUCCUCCCAGUAUCCUUUUUAUUUAUGUUAACGAUGUUAUCCGCUCAAUUUUGAAGCGAUUUCUUGGAAAGAGUUCGAACUGUAAUCAAACCAACUAUUUGAAAUUCGCCAAAUUCAUUCUUUUUUUAUGUGUA
Molecule: messenger RNA, 4469 nt
Organism: Opisthorchis viverrini
Lineage: Eukaryota; Metazoa; Platyhelminthes; Trematoda; Opisthorchiida; Opisthorchiidae
Exons: 16
Coding region: 1-4128 (1375 amino acids)
Molecular function (GO): guanyl-nucleotide exchange factor activity
Source: RefSeq, a predicted model, not a curated record